This is a messenger RNA of Rhizophagus irregularis DAOM 181602=DAOM 197198, 1526 nucleotides long. RefSeq lists its product as uncharacterized. The record is from RefSeq and is a predicted model, not a curated record. NCBI's taxonomy places the organism in Eukaryota, Fungi, Glomeromycota, Glomeromycetes, Glomerales, Glomeraceae. Gene Ontology annotation, molecular function: [pyruvate dehydrogenase (acetyl-transferring)]-phosphatase activity; cation binding. Gene Ontology annotation, cellular component: mitochondrion. Gene Ontology annotation, biological process: protein dephosphorylation.
UUUUUUUAUUUUUUUUUUUAAAAAAGAAGAUAUGAAUAUCAUGGCAAAUUUUAAUAUAAUUAUACCAUUUACAUUUAUAACAAAAAAAUUUAAUUCUAGACAUUCUUCAUCAUUAUUACAAAUAAUGAGAAAUUUUAAUCAUUCUUCAAUAUUACGAUCACAAGAAUAUUAUUUAGUAAAAUCUCAUCAUGGAGAAAAUUAUCGUUUACAUUUAUCUAAAUCAAGGCAUUUAGUGGGAAUAAGGUCAACGAGAGGGAUUAGAGAAUUAAAUGAAGAUAGAUAUCAAGCUAUGGUUUUAAAACUUUCUGAUGAUAGAAAAAAUCUAAAAGAUGAUAUUAUUGUUAAUCAACCAAUUUUAGAUGUUAAAAAUAUAGAAAAUCCAAAAAUUAAUGGAGAAGAAGCUCAAUCAAAUCAAUCAUGUUAUUUUGCUGUAUUUGAUGGUCAUGGAGGCCCUCAUUGCGCUGAUUAUUUAACUGCUACUCUACAUAAAAAUAUUGAAGAUGUCAAAGCAUCUGAUGCAGAUAAUAUUAUCACAUCAUUAAGAAGUGUUGGAGGAUAUUUUGUAAGAUACAAACCAGCAUCAUUGGAAUCGUUAUUAAGUCCUGAAGUAGCAGAUAUAUCUAAAAAGAGACCAAGUAAUCAAAAAUCAAGUUUAAGAAAAUUUUCUUCUACACCGACAUCACAACUUUUAUCACCUUCCACGUUACAACAACCUUCAACUCAAGCAUUAUUACCCUCAUUAUCACCUACCGCAUUAGCAUCACCAUCACCACCACCGAAAACACUUACAAUGGAACAAAGAUUAUUGUUAGCAUUUUUAAAAACUGAUAGUGAAUUAAUGGAAGAUAAAUCGGUGGGAUCAACUGCAUCAGUAGCAUUAAUAAAAUCUUUAGACAAACUUCCAUUUUGGACAAGUAAUAGUCUUGAAAUUUCAAUAGCACAUGUUGGUGAUACGAAAAUUUUACUUUGUGAAGUAGAAAAAGGAAAUUCUGUACCAUUAACUUAUGAUCAUCAUCCAAGUUCUAUCGUAGAAACAGAUAGAUUAAGAAAAUCUGGUGGUUUUAUUAUAACAGAUUCUUUUGGUUCUGAAAUGUAUUUAGGUAGAUUAGCUAAUUCAAGAUCUUUCGGUGAUUUUAAAUUAAAAAGAUUUGGCGUUUCUGCUGAACCUGAAAUUUCUACUCUUAAAUUAAGGGGAAAAGAUUUUGCUUUCAUGGUUUUGGUUUCUGAUGGCGUUACUUCCGUAUUAAGUAAUCAAGAAAUCGUUGAUUGUAUAAAAAAUUAUAAUGAUCCAACUUUAGGAGCAUCAAAACUAGUUGAUCUAGCUGAAGAACUUGGAUCUGAUGAUAAUAUAACAGCUAUGGUGGUUAGAUUACCUGGAUGGGGAUCUCCAAUGACUGAUCAAACAAAGGAUUUAAGAGAGUAUCGACUUGUACGUAAUUCUACCUUUUUAAAUCGUAGAAUGUAGAUAAUUUUUAAUUUAAAAUCUGUAAAAUAAAAUAUUUUUAAAAAGCAUAACUUUAUUAUUA